GCCUGUUCGAGCCGUUGUUACGAGUUCGUUAUGAGUCGGGAGUUGUUUGGUCGGAUCGGUGGCAUUUCUCGGUCUCGUCGGGAAACCGCGAGAAAAGUGUUUCGGGAAUAGAAUCUUCAAGUAUAAAGUGUGCGCGUGUUACUUUUCUCUCUCUCUCUCUCUCUCUUUCUCUCUCGAGAAAGAAGGAAGAGGAGAAGGUGGUAGAAGGGAGAAGAAGAGAGGAGGAUCAUCGGGUGGAAUCGAGCGGUGUGGAUAGAAGGACGAGCGUUGGGCCUGGUUGGAUCGGAUCGAAGGUGGAGGAGACGUCGCACGAUGAGACGGACGACGAGAGAAUGUCGCGCGGACGCCGCCGCGGGAUUCGUCUCAGUCGUCCGACCGGUCGACCGGUGGCCGUUGAGAGCGUCGAAGAGGAAAGGGUGAAGGGCAGCAGGCCGUCCUCGAUGGUGUGCCACGUCGAUCCGAUGGGACGAGUCAUGUCACGUGUCGUCGGCACGCUGCUCGCGCGCUCCACGCUGCUCACGAGCGUCGCCGCUGCCCUCGUCCUACUCUUUUGCUGCUGCAGGUGCACUCGCGCGAGCGAAUUCCCGGAAAGGGAAUGUUGCGACCUGAUAUUCCCGAUCCCGGAACCGACCGGCAGAUCCACGUCCGCGCCCACGCCAACGGGCAGAAGCGGAUCCGACAUCAAAGUACCGGUUGCAAUACUGAACUGUCUUUACGCGCGUCAAUUGUGCUUCGAGGAUGCAUCCUGCAGCGCCAUUCUAGAGAUCAUACCGAGGGUCUGUGGUCCAGAGCUGGUGGCUUGUUCGACGGUGACAGUGACAAAGUGUCAAGCGGCCCUGCACACUCUCCAAGCUUUCCCUUUCUUCCGCCCAACGUGCCUCUGCAGGGAACCGCAUGUAGACCCGGAUUGUAACAGUUUCCAGAACUUCCUCUUCGACCACCCUUGCAUCUACGUCUUAAAGAAGGGUAAGUUUAACGCGAGAGGGCCCAUUAUUUAUUAUUAUUACCUGGAACACUUGGAAACACACUUUUUAUUUCUUUCAAACUUCGUUCACUUGUUUUGCAACAAACUUGCCUUCCCCAAAAUUCAUGGGAAAAAUUGGUGCAAAUUUUUUUUCGAAAUUCAC
Messenger RNA from Apis florea (little honeybee), 1127 nucleotides. RefSeq names its product Glial cell line-derived neurotrophic family receptor-like (gene Gfrl). The record is from RefSeq and is a predicted model, not a curated record. Gene Ontology annotation, biological process: nervous system development. Lineage: Eukaryota; Metazoa; Arthropoda; Insecta; Hymenoptera; Apidae. Gene Ontology annotation, cellular component: external side of plasma membrane; signaling receptor complex. Gene Ontology annotation, molecular function: signaling receptor activity.